AUGGCCCCUUCUAAGGUCAGCUCCAAGGUGAGCUUGAGCCAGGCAGAGCGACAGGAACCUCGCAUGGUAUGGAACAAUACCAAUAUCAACACUGUACGCGACAGCCAGCCCUCCGCCUCUACUCCCUCUCCUGCUGCUCAAGCUGACUCUAUCUCUGCACGUCAGCUGUGGCAGGUCAUCAUGCGCACCCAGCAGGUGAAGCUCGACCUGAACCUGGCUGAGAUCUCAGCUGCCUGGCCCACUUAUCCCCGCCCCACGAUCUUUGCAUUAGAGCAGCAGCUUGCUGGCUUCCGUCGUCAUGCCCGUGCUGGAAACAGUGUGGUGCUGCGUCGCGGUGAUAUCAACGUCGCCAUGAGCGCCCAGGCCGCUGCCGAUGCUCUGGCUGCAGCCACGAACGAACAAAUCCACGUCUCUCCCGUCCACGGUGGUGCCACUGGCCAGACUACCAGCAAUGCGACUGCCCCCGCUCACCCUCCUCCCAGCACCAUCCCCGGUGACCAGGCAAUGGCAGGUCCUAGUAGUACUAGCUUCCAUGCUGUGAAUGGUGGUACCAACCACGUCCGGCGGACUUCCCCUCGCCAGGCUGCCCGCUCCGGACCAGCCAGCCAGGGCUCUGGCGCUUAG
Molecule: messenger RNA, 624 nt
Organism: Aspergillus nomiae NRRL 13137
Lineage: Eukaryota; Fungi; Ascomycota; Eurotiomycetes; Eurotiales; Aspergillaceae
Exons: 3
Coding region: 1-624 (207 amino acids)
Source: RefSeq, a predicted model, not a curated record